AUCCAAACCAGUCCGGCAUGUCACAGUAUCAAAUAUGCAAACAGGUCAUGACUAUCCCAGCUACAGUUCUUUAAUCCAGGAGAAGUGUUUUCUCCGACAGCAGAGCUUCUUGUCCCUGCACUUCUAUCACUGACCUUCCUUUCCAACCUGUCUCGUCACCAACCUCACAAGAUCCCAACCCCCAGAGCAGGGAUACGCUGCUUCCAAGCAACUACACAAUCCUCUUCGCUGCAAGAAUCUAGCACUUUGUCCAGUCGCUUUGUUCAAAAUGUUGGAAGUGCGCCAAACCAUAGAAGAUGUGACUGCAGUUGCUCGAGGUGAGACGACUGUCGGCAGUCUCAGACUCACCGACUACCACAUGGUUUUCUCUGCCCCUGCGCGCAAAAACACCCCGACCGGAAAUGACGGAAAAGACCGCCCACGCGAGAUAUGGAUUGCUUAUCCAAUGCUAGCUGGUUGCGAGUUCAGACCGACAGCCCCUGCGACGAGGCGAGAACCCAGCAUUCGUAUUCAAGGUCGCGAUUUCUACUACAUCAACCUCCAUUUUCCAGAUAACAAGACCGCCCAAGACACAUUCAAUUUUAUCAAAGUCCGGACCUGCCGGCUUGGGAGCAUCGAGAAGCUGCAUGCCUUCACCUACAAGCCGAGCUCCAAGGAACGAGCCAUAAGGGGCUGGGAAAUAUACGAUGCGAAGGAAGAGUUCCGCCGCCAGGGCAUCUCUGAGAAGAUGCCGGACAGAGGAUGGAAAAUCACGGACGUCAACAAUAACUAUAGCUUUUCUCCGACCUACCCCUCCGUCCUCGUGGUGCCGAAUAGGAUGUCCAACACAACUCUCAAAUACGCCAGCAAUCACCGUACCCGUUGUCGCAUCCCGACUCUGACCUAUCUGCACCCCGUGAACAACUGUUCUAUUACUCGAAGCUCCCAGCCCAAAGUGGGCAUCACUGGCAACCGGAACCCUCAGGAUGAGGCCCUUGUUGCCGCAUGCUUCUCGCAACCCUACUUUCAGGAGCUCGGCCCUACCCAAGGCGCGGAGCCCGGUCCGAUGGUGAACGAGCUGACAUCCCCGGAUAAGCUCGUCGACGAGCCGCCAGUUGCGGUGGAUUCUGCCGAGCCUGAAGUUCUCACUGCUGACGAUGCGAUCUUCGACGACAGAGGCAAGCGCCUCAUCUUUGGCGCGCAACAACACAAUCUCAUUAUCGAUGCGAGGCCUGCAAUCAACUCUAUGGCAAUGCAGGUGGUGGGCAAAGGGUCCGAAGAUAUGGCACACUAUAAAUACGCAAGCAAGGCCUUCCUCAACAUUCAAAACAUUCACGUCAUGCGGAAGAGUCUCAACAGAGUCAUCAGUGCGCUGAAGGACGGCGAUAUCUCUGCGGCACCACCAAGCCAAGAACUCCUCGCUAAGAGUGAAUGGCUGUCGCACAUCAAAUGUGUUCUGGACGGAUCCGCGAUGAUAGCACGUCAAGUAGGCAUUCAGCACUCGCACGUGCUCAUCCACUGCUCGGAUGGCUGGGACCGGACCAGCCAGCUGAGCGCCCUGUCCCAGCUUAUGCUUGAUCCAUAUUAUCGUACGCUGAAGGGGUUCAUUGUCUUGGUAGAGAAGGACUGGCUGUCUUUUGGACACAUGUUUCACCAGCGCUCAGGCUUCUUGAACAGCGAGCAGUGGUUCGUCGUGCAGAAUGACGCCAUGGCCGGGACGAAGAUAGAGCCCGGAGAGGGUGAACGCCCUAGCGAGGUGAUCGAAAAUGCGAUGGAGAACGCCAAGCGCUUCUUCAGGCAAGCCUUGAGCUCGGAGAAGGACAGGGAGGACUCAGACCCUGACAACCUCACAAACGCUGCGACGGCUAUGGAACAAGAGUCGUCACCCGUCAUUGAAGACCAGGCAACUCGAACUAAGGAAAUCAGCCCUGUCUUCCACCAAUUUCUUGACUCUGUCUUUCAGCUUCUCCGCCAACACCCAACGCGAUUCGAAUUUAACGAACGCUUCCUGCGCCGCCUCCUAUACCAUUUGUAUUCCUGCCAGUAUGGUACUUUCUUGCUGAAUAACGAGAAACAGAGGAAAGAAGCUAAGCUGCAUGAGAGAACGGUUUCUGUUUGGGACCAUUUCCUGGCUCGCCGCGAGGCAUUUGUCAAUCCCGACUACGAUCCAGAGGUGAACGACCACAUCCGGGGCAAGGAGCGUCUCAUUUUCCCUUGUCUCGAUGAUAUACGCUGGUGGCACCAGCUAUUCGGCAGGACGUAUAAGGAAAUGAACGGUUCUCUAGACGCCGCGGCGGCGGCCAAG
This is a messenger RNA of Cryphonectria parasitica EP155, 2284 nucleotides long. RefSeq names its product phosphatases II. Gene Ontology annotation, biological process: dephosphorylation. The transcript is spliced from 2 exons. Lineage: Eukaryota; Fungi; Ascomycota; Sordariomycetes; Diaporthales; Cryphonectriaceae. The annotation marks the transcript as partial. The record is from RefSeq and is a predicted model, not a curated record. Gene Ontology annotation, molecular function: phosphatase activity.